AUGUUGCAAGAUUUGACAGAAAGAAACAGGCAAUACCUAGCUCUCAAACAACUUAUACAGCUAAAUUUGGAGACAAAGCUUCCAAAUGGGCAAUACAGACACUUUCCUGCACCUCCAGAGAUGGGUAAAUCUUUUAGAGAUGCACUUGCUGGUUCCUUUACUGAUUAUUCGAACAGAAGCAUGGAGAAAGGAAAAGUCAUCAAAAUACCAUGGGAUCAAUCUUUUGUUCAAUCCAAUAGAGCAGUAUGGCUUAAGAUUCAUGGUGUUCUAGUCGGUUUCUGGGACUCAAAUGUUUUCCAGAUUAUUGCUGAGAAAUUCGGUAGAGUUUUGUUCCUGUUUGAGUGUUCUCUGUAUGCUAAAAACUUCUCAUUUGGUAGAAUAUGCAUCCUAACAUCAAGGAAAGAAAUAAUAAAUCUAAACAAUGUUGGUGUUUGUUGGAGAAAAAUUUCCUUCAAGGUUUGCAUUCAAGAAGAUGGAUAUUGGCAGCCCCCGUACUGCGACGAUGAUGAUAAACAAAGUGAGGAAGACGAAGACGAUAAUGAAGAUGGCGUCUCUGAUACAUAUGAAAACAACAAUGAUUCAUGUCUUGAUGAAUCUGACUCUGGAGAGGAAAUUGACCUACCGAAAUUAACAAAAACCAUGCCAGAGACGGUUGUCGGUGACGCAGCUCCGAUUGCUAAUACUAGAAUCGAAGAGUCGGGAGGUUACGAUAUUCCCAAUGAGACCUCUCACAAUCUCAAGGAUGAAAUUAAUGUCAUGAAGGAAUAUGGGAUUUAUGUGGGAAGUACCAAAAACGAUGAGGAUCCCAAUAAAACAAUCAUUGAAAGUCUUAACUUAGCCCAAGAACAUGAGCAUGAUGACAUGGACGGACCUAAAAGAAAAAAUGAUGUUUGUGUAGAGUUUCAUGGGUAUUAA
Lactuca virosa is the source of this 915-nucleotide messenger RNA. The record is from the annotation of a GenBank genome assembly. NCBI's taxonomy places the organism in Eukaryota, Viridiplantae, Streptophyta, Magnoliopsida, Asterales, Asteraceae.